CCUCAAAACAUUGAUGUUGAGAAGUAAUCGCAUCAGCUGUGUGGGGAAUGACAGCUUCAUAGGGCUGAGUUCUGUGCGGCUGCUUUCCUUAUAUGAUAAUCAAAUUACUACGAUUGCACCAGGGGCCUUUGACACUCUCCAUUCCUUAUCUACUCUAAACCUCUUGGCCAAUCCUUUCAACUGUAACUGCUACCUGGCUUGGUUGGGAGAAUGGCUCCGGAAGAAAAGAAUUGUAACGGGCAACCCUCGCUGUCAGAAACCCUACUUCCUCAAGGAGAUCCCCAUCCAGGAUGUGGCCAUUCAAGACUUCACCUGCGAUGAUGGAAAUGAUGACAAUAGCUGUUCCCCACUGUCCCGCUGUCCCGCGGAGUGCACCUGCUUGGACACAGUGGUCCGAUGUAGCAACAAGGGCUUGAAGGGUUUGCCCAAAGGAAUCCCAAGAGAUGUCACUGAAUUAGACUUAAGUAACAACCGAAUAAGCACCCUUUCUAACCAGAGCUUCAGCAACAUGACCCAGCUCCUCACCUUGAUUCUUAGUUAUAACCGUCUGAGAUGUAUCCCUCCGCGAACCUUCGAUGGAUUGAAGUCUCUUCGAUUACUUUCUUUACAUGGAAAUGACAUUUCUGUUGUGCCUGAAGGUGCUUUCAACGAUCUUUCUGCAUUAUCACACCU
Molecule: messenger RNA, 672 nt
Organism: Myotis lucifugus (little brown bat)
Lineage: Eukaryota; Metazoa; Chordata; Mammalia; Chiroptera; Vespertilionidae
Product: slit homolog 2 protein-like
Exons: 7
Cellular component (GO): plasma membrane
Molecular function (GO): protein binding
Source: RefSeq, a predicted model, not a curated record